This is a messenger RNA of Rhipicephalus sanguineus (brown dog tick), 2724 nucleotides long. It is a transcript of the gene dnt, whose product is annotated as tyrosine-protein kinase RYK. Gene Ontology annotation, cellular component: signaling receptor complex. Gene Ontology annotation, biological process: axonogenesis; cell surface receptor protein tyrosine kinase signaling pathway; protein phosphorylation. Bases 14 to 1798 code for a protein of 594 amino acids. Lineage: Eukaryota; Metazoa; Arthropoda; Arachnida; Ixodida; Ixodidae. Gene Ontology annotation, molecular function: ATP binding; protein kinase activity. The transcript is spliced from 11 exons. The record is from RefSeq and is a predicted model, not a curated record.
GCCUGGUACAGGCAUGGCGGCACUGGCCGUGGCGGCUGCUGCCCUGUCUCUGCUCAGCGCCGCUGCUUCGUCGAAGGCCGCGUUCAACCUCUACCUCAAGCAGCACGAAUCCCGAAGGCUGUUCGGUCUGGAUGUGGAGCUGUACUACGUUAAGGAAGGCCGCCGCAACGAAUACGCGCUGGGCUUCGUGGUCCCCGUGCCAGCCAACGUGUCCGAGCUGGAAUUCGUCUGGCAAGCGCUCGGGCCACUGCCGCUCGCCUAUGCACUGGACGUGCAGGUGAACGAAGGCCGCGGCCACCGCGCCUUGGGUGCGCCAUCCCUGGACGUCUCACCUCGGGGCACACUUCCGCCGGCGCCCCGCAGCUUCCGCGUGCGGCUUCCCUGCACGGGCCUCGCGAGUGCCGAGGUUCCCGUGCGCAUUGUGCUCAACGUGUCCGUGGUUGCGCCGCCGGACGCUCAGCUCUUCCACCCCGACGGCCGGCUGUUACAAGCGGCCGGAUACGACCUGCCACCGGCCUACUAUGGCACCCGACCGGCGAACACUUCCGUAUCGCUGCCGCGGAACAAGAUUUGCGCCAGAGAUGCGCAGUCUCCGGAGGAGGUGCCCGGCUUCGUGCCCUCGCCGGUGGCUUCGUCAACCUCCUCGUCCUCUCGAUCGCUGGUCGUGGUGGCCGGCUGCUCGUGUGCCGUGCUGGCUGCCCUCGCUCUUGCGGCCGCCGUCGCCUGGCUUGUGCGCGCGCGCAAAGCCUCACCCAGGGAUGCCCCAGUCGAGGAGCCCGCGUGGCAGACAUGGUCGUCACCCGAUGGCCGGCCGCUCUCGUGCGGAUCUCCUUGGAUGCUGGGCGCGCACCGGGAUGAGCUCGGCCCACGCAGAGAUCUCUCACCUCUUGCCGUGCGACCGCACUCCGGUUCCGGUGGUGAUCCGGACACAGUUCAUUCAGACUUCUCCCAGAGGCUGGCGGAGAUCCACGUGGACAGGAGAAAAGUAACGUUCCUUGAAAAGCUUCACCAGGGCACAUUCGGCCAAAUCUUCCACGGCCUCUUGGUAGAAGACUGGGCCGAAGUGGGCGCCGAGCAAAAUGUGCUCAUCAAGACCGUCACCGGUGAGCAGUCCGCGGCGCAGGCGGCACUGGCGGUGCGCGAAGGCCUGUCACUGCUUGGCAUGAACCACGCCAACGUGCUGUCUGUUGUGGGGGCCGCAUGCGACGGCCAACCGCUGCUGCUCUACCCGUACAUGAAUGCUGGCAACCUCAAGCGAUUCCUCAACCAGGCCGACCAGGUGCUGGUCACACAGGACUUGGUGGACAUGGCUAUCCAGGUGGCUGAAGGGUUGCAAUACUUGCACAAGCGGGCCUUCGUGCAUCGAGACGUGGGAACUCGGAACUGCGUUGUAGAUGAUCGGCUUCACGUGAAGCUGACCGACAACGCCCUGUCGCGGGACCUCUUUCCGGACGACUACCACUGCCUAGGCGACGGGGAGAACAGGCCCAUCAAGUGGCUCGCACCCGAAAGCCUCCAGCGGGCCAUCUUCACGCCUUCCUCGGACAUCUGGAUGUUCGGCGUGGCGCUGUGGGAGCUCAUGACGCUGGCGCAGCAGCCGUACGCCGAGCUCGACCCGUUCGAGGUGGCCGAGCAGUUGGAGCGCGGCUACCGGCUCGCGCAACCCGUCAACUGCCCCGACCCCCUGUACCUGGUGAUGGACACUUGCUGGCGCGCGGACCCGGAGCAAAGGCCCUCUUCGGCAGUCCUGCUGCGCCUGCUGGCGGAUCUGUAUGCGGCCCUGAACCGAUUCAUCUAGGCCGUUCCAGCCGUCCAGACAAUCAGACUCGCCCUCCAUUGUCACACUGCGUCGUGUGGUUUGCGCUAACGGCUGGCUGCACCUAUGCCGUUACAGCGCUCUCGCACCCCGGUCUACCAGAGCGAGUGCUACCGCUUCGCGUGCUAACAGGCCGUAUCGCCGCGACGUCUGUCGAUCAAGGGACCACGUCAUCCGCGCGUCAGACUCGAUCAGUAAGCGGCCGUCACUCAAAAACCGCUCUGCUUGGAAAAGAUUUGCAAACCUGGCUCCAUUCAAUGUCGAACCCGUCUGUAUCGCGACGCGUGAGCCAAGAAGACGGCUCGUUGUAUUACUUUUGCUACGAACGCCGUGGAAUCGUGCAAUGCACUUAGGUCCCGCGCUGUGCCUUGACCGCCCUCGAGCUUAAUUAAUCCCGGUUAGUGUUGUCGCGGGACUGGGCGGCAAGCCAUGGUGUACCGGGACACUUGCAUUACCUCCGUGACAACGUGCUCGAUUUUUAAAAUGACCUCAUCCGAGGUGUGUAAAGGGUUUCCGAAGUGAUUGCUAGAAAGCACUGGUGCCGCGAUGAUAGCGCUCACAAGAACAAAGAGUAGCACUGUCCCUCUAUUGCGUUUUCGUGCGGUCACUCCUGAGGUGCUUCAUGUCUGCUGCUUCAUGAUGACUAGCCGGCUGUGCGCGUGACCUAGCUAGAUCAGAAGCCAGUCAUAAAGUGCUCCUCGAUUGAUGGUGCAUGUUUGCGGUCAAAGCGCCCACAUUGUCGGACGUGACACCAGAGGAUAGAUAUUGAAAUACGAUAUGCGUGCAAGUGUCGAGUGAAAAUGGAUCUGUCGUUUUUCUGUGAAAACGAAGGCACGAAGCGCGUGUACAAUAAAAAUGUUUUACUUCGUGCUCCAGCUGCGCGUUCCUGUCGUAUUCACGCCUCUCAC